CUGAUGAUGGGAGGAGGGAUGGGGCUUGUGCUGAGCUUCUGAGGGAACAGAGGAGCCCCGCACCUCGGGGCUCUGGGCCUGUGCUGCAGUCUCACUCACUGCCCGCUCCUUAGAACCAGCGGAGGAGCACCUGGAGGAGCGUUCCAGGGACAGGGACCAUGUCAGACAAGAAGGAGGAGCCCCCUGAAGUGAGGGAGCCAGCAUGCCUGCUGUGUGGACGAUCAGAGGCUGACCCAGACAUCUGUGGGGAAAAAAUGCAGAAAUAUGGGCUCUGUGCCCACGUGUUCUGCCUGUUUUUUGCUAAACUUUUUCCACAAAGAAACAAGAAAGUAGGAUUCUUAGGCCUUCUCCCCAAGGAUAUCCAACAUACAGUUGACCAGGCAGCACAAAAGAGCUGUUGCAUCUGUGGCCAGAGCGGGGCCACAGUCUCUUGCUGUGAAAGAGACUGUGACCUGAGCUUCCACCUGCCCUGUGCCAAGCAGGGACGCUGUGUCACCCAGUUCAUUCCACCGUACAGGGCCUUCUGCCCCACACACAGCCCAGAGCAGACAGUGGAGGCAACUCCAGAGCCGGGCACCGAAUGCCUCAUCUGCAUGGAGCCUGUGGAGGACAGAAAGACCUCCAACACCCUGGUGUGCCCAGCCUGCAAAAACGCCUGGUUCCACAGAGACUGUAUCCAGAAUCAGGCCAUCCAUUCUGGAUUCUACAUCUUCUGCUGCCCACAUUGUCAAAAUGAGUAUAGAUUUCUGAUGGAAAUGUUUAUCAUGGGGAUACGAAUCCCCAGGAGGGGACCAUCAUGGGAGGAAGACGGUGCCUAUGGACAAUUAUAUGAGAGACACAGCCGCUGCAAUGCCAGCGAGUGCCUUUUUCCAGGAGGCAGGGAGGAGGCAGAGGAACAGGGGCCCUGGGAACUGCUCCUGUGCUCCUCCUGUGCUGCCGAGGGCACUCACAGACACUGCUCUGGCCUGAGGGACAGCACAACCAGCUGGGAAUGUGACAACUGUGCUCGCCAUAGCACCCGCAGACACUGCUGUGGCACGACAGUCUGCACGAACAACUGUGAUUGUGACAGCUGUGUUGAGUACCUCACAUCCUCCGGUGAAUUCUCAAUCCUUGCUAGACUCAUGGAGGAGUCUCCUGCUGUGUCAACAGAACACGAGAGCAUCACCCCCAGCACCAGCCAACAGGCAGCAUCAGAGCAGUCUCUGGAAUCUCCCUCAGAGGAGACGAGCAGCCCCAGCCUCUAUAGUCAGGUAACAUCAAGGCCAUCGCACAGCAACAUCCCAGAAACUGAGGACAGCAGCUGCUCUCGCAGGCGGAGGCCUGACCGCCGGCAAAACCGCACCCGCCGGCAAAGUCGGCCUCAAACUCCACAACUUCGGUCCAGAAGUCCCCAUGACAGCAGCCAUGUGCCAGAACCAACUGCUGCGAGGUGCAGGCCCAGGCAGAGACAGUCGGGGACAUCCCGCAGGCGAAGACGCUCUCGCCGGCAAAGUCGUCCCCAGAAUCCACACCUUCGGUCCCCGAGUCCCCAGGACAGGAGGUGUUCGCCAUACCUCCGGUCCCCGAGUCCCCAGGACAGGAUCUGUUUGCCACCGCCACCAAGUCCUCGGAGGCGCAGCCGCAGCGAGGAGGCAUCAGAGACAUCCAGCAACCGAAACCGCUCCCGCCAGCAACGUCGGCCCCAAAAUCCACACCUUCGGUCCAGAAGUCGACGUCAGAGGAGCCACGUGAGAACAGCAAGGGCUGAGAGCUGCACCUCCACCCAGGAAGCAUCAGAGACAUCCAGCAGCCGAAACCGCUCCCGCCAGCAACGUCGGCCACAAAAUCCACACCAUCGGUCCAGAAGUCGCCGUGAGAGGAGCCAUGUCCCAGCAUCAAGUACUGGGAGGCGCAGGCCCAGCCAGGAAGAAUCAGGGACAUCCCGCAGGCGAAAUAGCUCCCGCCGCCAAAGUCGGACCUCAAAUCCAUCUGGCCGGUCCAGAAGUCCCCACGGCAGGAACCGCACGCCAGCACCGAGUGCUGGGAGGCGAAACUCGAGGGAGACAGCAGCCAGGACCUCCCAAAGGCAACAGCACUCCCGGCAGCAGCGUCGGACCUCAAAUUCAUCCAGCGGAUCCCGAAGUCGCCGUGACAGGAGCCGUGUUAGAGCACCCAUGCUGAGAGCUCCACUCACCGGUGGGACAGAGAGACAGGGACCCACCGCUGACACGUCCCAUGUCAGACAGGGAGGAGGAGCCCCUCGAAGGGAGGGAGCCAGCAUGCCUGCUGUGUCAGCAAUCAGAGGCUGACCCGGACAUCUGCGGGGAAAAACUCCAGAAACAUGGAAUCUGUGCCCACGUGUUCUGCCUGCCUCCAGUUAAGACUCAGAGCUGUUGCUCUCAUGAAGGACUCUUCUGACAACUCCAAGGAAUACGAGACCAUCACCCCCAGUAUGAGCAAACUCCAUGCCAACUGACAAGCAACAUCGGAGGAGACUCUGGAAUCCCCAUCACAGAAGACGAGCAGCUCCAGCUCUGACAGUCAGCAGAUCCUGAAGUCACCGUGACAGGAGCCGUGUUAGAGCACCCAUGCUGAGAGCUCCACUCACCGGUGGGACAGAGAGACAGGGACCCACCGCUGACACGUCCCAUGUCAGACAGGGAGGAGGAGCCCCUCGAAGGGAGGGAGCCAGCAUGCCUGCUGUGUCAGCAACCAGAGGCUGACCCGGACAUCUGCGGGGAAAAUCUCCAGAGAAAUGGGUUCUGUGUCCACGAGUUCUGCCUGUUUUUUACCAGCCACCUCCUUCACCACGCAGUUGAUCGAGUAGGACUCAGGAUUUUCCUCCCAGGGGGUAUCCUAGAUGUAGUCUCCCAGGAAGCACAGAAGACCACCAUGAGGGGAGGGCUUGAAUGCAUUCGCCGAGCCAAGAGACAGACACAGGCACUGUGAUGCCAGUGAGUGCCUUUGUCCAGGAGGCAGGCAGGAGGCAGAGGAGGAGGGGCCCUGGGAACUGCUCCUGUGCUCCUCCUGUGCUGCUGAGGGCACCCACAGACACUGCUCUGGCCUGAGGGACAGUAUAACCAGCUGGGAAUGUGAUGGCUGUGCUGGUCUGGGCACAGCCCCCAUGGAAGAGCCUGAGCCUGACGGCCCCAACCUGUCCACACAGUCAGGAUUGGAGCCUUCCCAUGAACCCGGGUCCAUCAGCCCCAGCACUGGAGACGAGCAGCCCCAGCUCUGAGAGCCAGGUGAAAUCAGACUCAUCCCACAGCAGCUCCUCAGAACCUGAGGUCAGCACCU
Molecule: messenger RNA, 3279 nt
Organism: Chiroxiphia lanceolata (lance-tailed manakin)
Lineage: Eukaryota; Metazoa; Chordata; Aves; Passeriformes; Pipridae
Product: serine/arginine repetitive matrix protein 2-like
Cellular component (GO): nucleus
Source: RefSeq, a predicted model, not a curated record